AUGGCGACACAGGAGAGAAACCAAAGUCUAGACGCUGGCAUCUCCACCGUCACGGAACCCGUCACGGAUUCGGAGGCCCUUGCAAAUGGACCCCCUUUAGUCGGCGCUUCGGAGCAAACGACGAUGCCAGUACCCCCAGGAUUUGAUGCCUCCGCAGACGGGCACUCGAAACAUACAACACCACUCCAGGACGACGUCGAAUUGGUACCGGAGAUUACAUUCCUUCUCUCCUCCCGGCACCUUUCCCUGGCGUCGCGCUACUUCAAUACUCAGUUCAAUAGCCCUUGGAGGGAGGCUAUAACCCUCGGACCAGAUGGCCGUUACCAAUUGGAUGCGUCGGACUGGGACGUCGAUGCUCUUCUUCUUUUGAUGCAGAUCAUUCACGCAAAAACAAAAGACAUUCCCCGCCGCAUAGAUCUCGAGACUCUAGCAAAGAUUGCAGUCAUGAUCGACUACUACGAGUGUCACGACGCAAUUGCGUUCUUCUCAAACAUGUGGGUCGAAGCCCUGGAGAAACAGCUUCCAUCUGAGUGCAACCGUGAGCUGGUGCUUUGGCUCUCGAUCUCUGUCAUUCUCCGGCAGGACCCUGUGUUCAAGGCCGUCACCAAGACAGCCGUGCAAAAGAGCAAGGGCCCUGUCCCAACGCUCGAGUUGCCCAUCCCGCCAAGUCUCAUUGAAGCCAUUGACUGGCGCCGACAGGACGCGAUCAACGCUGUGUGCAAGGUGCUUGGCAACCUGUUGGCGUCGUUGUGUAGAGGAUCAGCGGGGUGCGGGUUUGACUGUUCUGCCUUUCUUCUUGGCAGCCUUACCAAGAACAUGUGCAACUACAAGCUCCUGGAUCCGACACCACAAGAACCCUACCUUGGCUAUGAGCUAGCCGCAGUUGAGGAGUGGGUGCAAAGUUUUCGCUCGUCUGGUGUACUCUACUCAGGCUAUCGUCAAAGAUGCUCCUGCAACCUCAUGCAAAUGGUUGAAGGGCGUCUCUACCCAGGCAUCAACCGGGGUAAGGAGGGAUUCAGUUUGAGUGACCCAGAUGUUGGACUCAUACAAUUUUGUUAG
This is a messenger RNA of Colletotrichum spaethianum, 1059 nucleotides long. RefSeq lists its product as uncharacterized. The transcript is spliced from 2 exons. Bases 1 to 1059 code for a protein of 352 amino acids. NCBI's taxonomy places the organism in Eukaryota, Fungi, Ascomycota, Sordariomycetes, Glomerellales, Glomerellaceae. The record is from RefSeq and is a predicted model, not a curated record.